Molecule: messenger RNA, 549 nt
Organism: Lactuca sativa (garden lettuce)
Lineage: Eukaryota; Viridiplantae; Streptophyta; Magnoliopsida; Asterales; Asteraceae
Product: B12D protein
Source: RefSeq, a predicted model, not a curated record
GUAGCGUCUUUUAUAUAAAGUGUGAAUAAGGUCAGCGUCUCUUCUCCCCCAUUUCAUUCGCAGUGACCAUCUCUUUCUCAUCUUUUGCACUUUUUUCUCCUCCGCUAGAGUGUCAACAAUGGCUUCUUCAUCGCUCAAGCGUUGGGUUAGGCCCGAGGUUUAUCCUCUGGCAGCAGCCAUGGCAGUCGCUCUCGGAAUCUGCGGAAUGCAAUUGAUUCGCAAUAUUAGCGGCAACCCUGAAGUCAGAGUGACUAAGGAAAACAGAGCUGCUGGUAUAUUGGAUAACUUUGUGGAAGGUGAAAAAUAUGCAGAGCAUAGAUUGAGGAAGUUUGUUCGCAACAAGUCUCCUGAGAUCAUGCCAUCUGUCAAUUCUUUCUUCACAGAUCCAAAAUGAAGCAAACUUAAUGUUGUGUGUGGCAUUGCAAGUCUUUGAUUUUGGAUUCAUUGUUAUGAUUUAUAAUCAGGGAAAAUGUUUUGAACCUUAAUGGAAUUGGUGAUAUGAUUUAUUUUUCUCUAAAUAAUACAAACUCUGUCUAAAUGCUUGAAACA